Aureococcus anophagefferens is the source of this 1424-nucleotide messenger RNA. RefSeq lists its product as hypothetical. Gene Ontology annotation, molecular function: glutathione transferase activity; iron ion binding; L-ascorbic acid binding. The record is from RefSeq and is a predicted model, not a curated record. Bases 1 to 1380 code for a protein of 459 amino acids. Gene Ontology annotation, biological process: glutathione metabolic process. NCBI's taxonomy places the organism in Eukaryota, Pelagophyceae, Pelagomonadales, Pelagomonadaceae. The transcript has 2 exons.
AUGCAGUUCGCCGGCGCAGCGAACACCUGCGCCGCCACCGAGGCGGCGAAGCCGUUCUGGAUCGUCGCGCGGCAGAGCGGCAGCGUGCGGCGCGACAUCCCCAUCUUCGCGACGAGAGAUCACGCCAUCGCGCUCGAAGCCGAGGGCCCCGGGAGCGUGACGCGGCGCGACUUCUCCGAGGGCAUCUUCCUCCUCGACAACGUGCUUCACGCGGGCGAGUGCGACGCCAUCGUCGCCACGUCCCAGGCCAUGGGCUACACGGAGGACGCGCCCGUGUCCCUGGGCCGCAACGUCCGCCGCAACGAGAACUGCGUCUGGAUCGUCGACGACGCGCUCAACGACGCCGUCUUCGAGCGCGCGCGGCGCAUGCUGCCGCCGAUGAUCCUGCUCCAGACGCGGAGCGGCCAGGACUUCCCCGUGGGGCCCGUCGCGGGCCUGAACCGGCGCUGGCGGCUCUACCGCUACGGCGCGGGCGACGUCUUCAAGUUCCACACGGACGGCGGCUGGCCGGGCAGCGGCCUGGACGCCAGCGGCGCGCUGGUCCAGGACCUCCACGAAGGCCGGCGCUACUCCUGGCUGACCUUCCUCAUCUAUCUCAACGACGACUUCGUCGGCGGGCAGACCAAGUUCGCGCUCGACGGCCGCGAGGCGUUCGCCGUCGCGCCGAAGAAGGGGUCCGUGCUCUGCUUCCUGCACGGCCACCACCCCCUUUCUCCCCUGCACGAGGGCGGCCUCGUCACGGAGGGGACCAAAUACGUCGCGCGCACGGACGGCCCGGCGGAGCCGGCCCGCCUCGCGCUCACCAUCGGCAACAUUGACUUCGAGGACAAGCGCGUGAGCGGCGACGAGAUGCGGGCCAUGCGCGCCGCCGGCGAGCUCAAGGGCGGCGGCCAGGUGCCGCAGCUCGAGGUCGACGGCGAGGUGCUGUCGCAGUCGCAGGCCAUAACGCAGUUCUGCGGGCGCCUCGCGGGCCUGUACCCGUCGGACCCGUGGACGGCCGCCAAGGUCGAGGAGGUCAUCAUGAUCGUGAACCAGGACAUCCGCGACCGCUGCAUCGCGCCGACGAUGCGCGAGCAGGACCCGGAGAAGAAGGCGGCCAUGCGCAAGGAGCUCUCCGACGCGAAGCUGCCCGAGAAGUUCGCGUUCCUCGAGGCGCUCGUGCAGCCUAGCGGCUACAUGGUCGGCGACUCCCUCACCAUCGCGGACCUGCACGUCUACGUGCUCAUGAACUGGAUCGGCAUGAAGGUCCUCGACGGCGUGGACCCGGUCUGCGUGCUCAACGCGGCCAAGCUCAAGAACCUCUGCUCCGUGCUCAACGACCACCCGGCGAUCAAGGCCUGGAACGAGCAGAAGAACGCGGGCAAGGUGCCCUGGUUCUAGGUCGCGCGCGAGGAGGGGGGAAGCACCACUGAGAUUUCCUAUCC